Molecule: messenger RNA, 2307 nt
Organism: Wallemia mellicola CBS 633.66
Lineage: Eukaryota; Fungi; Basidiomycota; Wallemiomycetes; Wallemiales; Wallemiaceae
Product: P-loop containing nucleoside triphosphate hydrolase protein
Exons: 8
Coding region: 240-2267 (675 amino acids)
Cellular component (GO): nucleus
Molecular function (GO): ATP binding; nucleic acid binding
Source: RefSeq, a predicted model, not a curated record
AAUUCUUAAUGUUCUAGCUGCGGUCCGAUACUCUGGUUGUUUCAACUUCUAUGCCGAUCUUCCGUCGAGGGCCAUCAGUCGACAUCCGUGAUAAACUUCGAUAAAUGAGUCUUUUACAGUGUCCACUGGUAAAUCUCUUUUAGUAGAGAUACUUGUAUAGCCAGAAUGCAAUCAAGUGACCACCUGAUAUCAAGUAAUUGUAACACUUUAUUGUACAGUUAUAUAUAGAAUCAUCUAUCAUGGUAGUGAAAUAUGCUUCUUCAUAUCCAUCUUCUUUUCUAUUCACCUCGCCUCCGACUUCUACAUCUACCACCAUAAUGAAUUCUGCUGCACCAGCGCCUACGCUGAAAAAGCAAAAAACAGCAGCUAAAAAGCGUUACCUGAAGAAUAAGAAGAUAAGAAGGAAGGCUAAUCAGGCGUCUGCACCUAAAAAGAAGAGGAGAUUAGAUACAGCUAAAACGGAUGAUAAAAAUGGCGAUAAAGAGUCAUCUGAUAGUAGUAAUAGUAGCAGUAGUAGUAGUAGUAGUAGUAGUAGUAGCGAAAGUGACAGUGAUGAUAGUAGCGACAGUGACGACGAAAAAGUUACUACAAAGGAAUCAAAAGCUACAACAAAAGAACCAGAAGCUCUUAAGAAAUCAUCUUCACCAACUGAACCUCCGGGUCCUGUAGAAGCACCCCAAUUACCGUUGCUUGCAUUUCCAGAACCCCAGAAUCUCAAUACUGCCACACAGGAAGAACUUAAAAAGCUUGGUUUACCUGACGUUUUCGCCAACGAGAUACCUGUAGAUGCAAAUCAGACAUUUCCAUCAGCACAGUCUCACACACUCGGUAUAGGACAAAGGUUGAAGAGUAGAUUAACUGAUGUUGGUUUUGAGAGCUUAUUCGCAGUCCAGUUAGCUGCAAUUCCACUCCUUAUCGGUGAUUUGAAGGAAAAUAUACGACACCCACUUUAUCCAUCAGAGAGUCCAAGAGAUAUAUGUGUAUCAGCCCCAACUGGUUCCGGAAAGACACUAGGAUACACUCUUCCAAUCGUAGAGAUUAUCUCCAGGCGCUUAGUUACGCGUUUACGAGCACUCGUUGUCCUUCCUACACGUGAUCUCGUCUCACAAGUCAAGGAGACAUUCGAGAUAUUCGCCAAAGGAACGGAUUUGAAGGUUGGAACCAUCACUGGUCAACAAUCAUUCCAACAAGAGCAGGCAAAACUUGUCGAUCAAACUGAUUCAGUUCUUGCUGGUGGAUGCUCAAAAGUUGAUAUUCUCAUUGCAACCCCUGGAAGACUGAUUGAUCACAUCAACUCAACACCGAACUUUACAUUACAGCAUCUCAGAUUUUUGGUAGGUAUCUUGACUUACAUAUUCAUGGAGCUAAUAUACGCAAAGGUUAUCGAUGAGGCAGAUAGGCUGUUAAAUCAAUCUUUCCAAUCUUGGAUAGACAGGAUACAAGUUGCUUUAACAACCCCAAUUCAAACGCAGCCAAAGAGAGAUACACACGAUGCAUUAGGUUAUCCAAAUUCCAUGUUGAUAGAUGAAAAACAUGAUUUGAUAGAAACUUUCGAAAGACCACAGAGAGGGGUACAAAAAAUGUUGUUCUCAGCUACACUUACGACCGACCCAUCAAAAAUCCGUUCCUUACACCUCAACGAACCUAAAUUUGUGAUCGUUCGUAACAAUAAAGUAGAAGAUUACGCAAUUCCAACGACGCUUGAGGAACGAAUGAUCGUCUCCGAAACGGCGUAUAAACCAUUGAUGUUAUUACAUUUAUUACAUCAAAGGGGCGUAAGAAGAGCUUUAUGUUUCACAAAAUCUGUAGAAAGUGCGACAAGGUUAAUGCAUCUACUUAGAUUAUUCAAGGAAGAAGUUGGAAAUGGACCAACGGUAGCAUCAUUUAGUAGUGAUCUUUCACCUCAAGAGAGACAAAAGAUGUUGACCAAGUUUAGAGAUGGUGAAGUUGAUAUGUUGAUAUCUACGGACGUUAUUGCGAGAGGUAUAGACAUACAAGGAAUAGAGAAUGUUAUAAACUAUGAUAUACCACUUGAUAUGCCAAAAUACGUUCAUAGAGUUGGACGUACUGCUCGCGCAGGAUUAGUCGGUAAAGCAUGGACGUUGGUUGAAGUGCAAGAAGCAAAAUAUUUCAAAACGUACACUAAAAAUGCCAAGCAUGAAGUCAAAAAAGCCAGACCCAUGACAAAGGAAGUUGAACCCCUAAUGGAAGCUUAUGACAUCUCACUAAUUAAAUUGGGGAAGAUUUACAAUCACAACCCCAGCUAAUUAAUUGGCUACAUUUGAAGUGAUUUUGAGCAAUAUGGAC